AUGGCGACCGAGGCGCCUACCGCAAUUGCAGUGCCUGCCACAGUGAGGGUGCCCAUCGUGAAAGAUGUCUACCCGCGCGGUGAUAUUUACCUGAUCCGCGUCUCUUCCGCGGUUCUCAACCUGAGCUCCAAGGUCUUCCAAGCCAUGCUCAGCCCUAGAUUCAAGGAGGGUACCGAUCUGCUCCAGGCCACCUCCGCAAGCCCACUGGAGAUUGAACUGGGAGACGAUGAUCCACAGGCAAUGGAAGUCAUCUGCGACAUCAUUCAUCUCCGGAACUCCAGCUUUGCUGCCACAAAUAUACUGUCGCCAACGUGGGUGCUGCGAAUUGCUCUCAUUGCGGACAAAUACGACUUCAUCAGAGCACUGAAGCUAGUUUCAGGAAUGUGGCUGAACAACAACUCGCUAGCAAAGCUGAACUCUCCACCAGCCAGCGGCUGGUAUCCCGGUGCCGUGGGGGGCCAUCUCAUGCUUGCUGCCUCUUAUCUGUUUCGUAACGCCAAGGGCUUCAAGGAGUUUGGCAGGAGACUAUUACUCGACUGCGCCUUCGAAAUCACCGCGCCCAUUUCACAGCCUCAUCUGGAGCCUAUUCGUGAUGUUCUGGUUGUCUUGGAGCAGGAAAGACUCAAGUUUCAAUCACAGCUCGCCGACCUUGUGGAGUCAGAGAUCCAGAGAUGCUUGCUCCUCCGCAGAGUGCCGGGAGUAGCAGUCUGCACCCCGAGUUGUAACUACGCGGGAGAGUUCACAAUGACGCUGAUGGAGAAUCUCGUGUUCUUGGGAGUGUGGCCAACCUCUCGUAUCCGUGCCCACUCCCUCCAGCACAGCCUGAACGGGUUCAAGGCCGUGAAGGCCAGUAAUCCGACAAAUACCACCAAAUCCUGCAGCACUACCAAGUGCCAGCUCGCUAGCUCUUUGUGCAGCAACUUCGGACACCCGCCCUCCAUCAAGGAAUUCCAAGAUAUCAGUAGGAGGAUCAUUGAUGAGAUCAAAGGACCAUGUCUGGAAUGCUUCGUCAGUGAGGGAAAGGUCGAGCUUGCGCAAURCAAGCACCCAUAUCCUUCUUGA
Molecule: messenger RNA, 1062 nt
Organism: Ramularia collo-cygni
Lineage: Eukaryota; Fungi; Ascomycota; Dothideomycetes; Mycosphaerellales; Mycosphaerellaceae
Exons: 3
Coding region: 1-1062 (353 amino acids)
Source: RefSeq, a predicted model, not a curated record